AUGCACCUGUCCGUGCUGUGUGCGUCCGUCUUCGGACUGUGUCACCUCCACCUGUGGAUGUGCUCUUGCCAAGUCUCUGACUUCAGCCUGGAUGGUGACUACCUGAUUGGGGGGCUGUUCCCUGUGCACUACUCAGACAGCUCAACUCUGGAAAAGAGACCCAUCACCAUCAAGUGUGAUGAGUAUCCAUUCUUCCUUACAGGCUAUCAUUUACUUCAGGUGAUGAGAUUUGCAGUGGAGGAGAUCAACAACUCCACCUCCAUCCUGCCUAACGUCACCCUUGGUUACCAGAUCUUUGACCACUGCUCCGAUGCACACAACUUCCCCUCCAUUCUCCAACUCUUCUCCACCAACACGUCCAUUCAAGCCAGACAGAACUACAACCAGCACUUGCCAAAAGUCAUUGGCUUCACUGGUCCAUUGAGCAGCUCAGAGAGUGCCACCCUCUCUCCUCUCUUCAUGAUGGAUCUCAUUCCAAUGGUUAGUUAUGGAGCGUCAAGCAGCAUAUUCAGUGAAAAACGGGUGUAUCCCUCCUUCUUAAGGACCGUACCGAGCAACAAAGAUCUGAUCGCUCUCAUAAUUCACAUCAUCAAGUAUUUCGACUGGAACUGGGUGGCGUUUCUUGGCUCUAGAUCUGACUACAGCCUGGAUGGUGCCCGACUGUUUUAUAAACUGAGUCAGGAAGCAGGAAUCUGCUUAGGCUAUCAAGAAGUUGUGUCUGACUUUUCACAGCUGAAGUCAACAUUCAACAACAUUGAUGCACUUAAUAUUAAAGUCAUUGUGCUCUUCCUUGCUGAGCUGAAGGCCGAGAUGCUCAUCCGCUUGGCAAUCGAAUACAAGUUUCAAGACAAGGUCUGGAUCGCUGGAGAUGCCUGGUCCAUGUACCAACCUCUGACAAAACUGAAUGGCAUUGAGACCAUUGGCACCAUCAUUGGAGUGACGCCAACAGUUGUUGCUCUCCCAGGCUUUGCCGAAUUCAUCCAUCAGUCAAAUCCUGAAGACCAUUGCACCUCUUGCCACGGAGAUGCUGACCAGUCAGAUGAUUCCUUCUGCAAUCAGGCCUGUGCAACCUGUGCCACCAUGAACCCUAAUGAGAUCCUCAGUGAGAGCACUGCUUACGCCUUCUCUGUCCACUCAGCUGUCUACACCAUGGCACGGGCCCUGCACAAUGCUCUUCAGUGCAACCACUCAGCCUGUGAUACCCACCAGCCUGUCUAUCCCUACAAGCUUCUUGAGAAGAUCAGACGUUUGCCCACGUUCUCCUUGAACCAGAUGAAUGUGUCCUUCAACGGAGACGGAGACCCACCUGCCCAUUACUCUGUUGUGCACUGGGACACUACUGAGGCACCUGUGAAGAUCAGACACAUUGGCACCUACAACGACCAUCCUGUGGUCACCCUCACCAUAGACACCACACAGAUCCACUGGUUUGGAGAUGGCUCUGUACCAUACUCCAACUGCUCUGUUGAAUGUCCACCUGGACAUAAACGGGAGCAAACGGGUCUGCAUGAGUGCUGCUUCAUGUGCUGGGAGUGCCCCAAGAACCAGUAUGUCAACCACACAGCUGAUCCAUACUCCUGCCUACCCUGUACACAAUUUGAGUGGUCCAAUCCUGGCAGCACAACAUGUCAGAAGCGCUCUGUGGAGUACCUCCACUACUCUGCUGGAACCUCUGUUCUCCUGCUGCUCGCUGCGUCCCUCCUCAUCCUGCUGUGUGUUGGGGUGGCUGUGCUGUUUGCCCUCCACCGCAACACUCCUGUGGUCCGGUCAGCAGGGGGCAGUAUGUGCUAUCUGAUGCUCAGCUGCAUCGCUGCCUCCACCGUCAGUGUCUUCUACCACUUUGGCAAGCCGACCGCCAUCAGCUGCGCCUUGCAGAAUAUAACCUAUGCCUUCUUCUACACUAUAUGCAUGUCCUGCCUCUUUGUCCGCUCCCUCCAGAUCAUUGCCAUCUUCAAGAUGGCCUCCCACCUACCCAGGGCCCAUGCUCUGUGGGUGAAGUACAGUGGCCAGUGGCUGGUGGUGUCAGGGGUGUCUCUUCUUCAGUUAUUGCUGUGUGUUUUGUGGGUCACAGUCGGCAGGCCCUUUCCUGAGUAUGACUCAUGGUCAUUCAGAGAGAGAGGGGUUAUCCACUGUGUUGAACAAAGUUAUGUUCCUUUAGGCUUUUCUGUAUCCUUUCUGGGGGUUGUAAGCGGUCUCUGUUUCAUCUUUGCCUACAUGGGAACAGACCUGCCCAAGAACUACAAUGAGGCCAAAGCCAUCACGUUUUGUAUCCUGCUGUUUUACCUCAGCUGGGCCAUAUUCAUUACUGCCUACAUAAUGUCCCGCAGCCCUUUGGUGGCUUAUGUGAAAGUUAUGGUACACCUAUCCAGUAUGAGUAGUGUAAUGAUAACCUAUUUCUUCCCGAAGUGUUUUAUAAUUGUCUUACAGCCUCUGAAGAACACUCCAGAAUAUUUUCAAUCGGCCAUCCAAAGUUACACACAGACCAUUAGUAGAACGUAG
This is a messenger RNA of Engraulis encrasicolus (European anchovy), 2499 nucleotides long. RefSeq names its product taste receptor type 1 member 1-like. Gene Ontology annotation, biological process: G protein-coupled receptor signaling pathway. The record is from RefSeq and is a predicted model, not a curated record. Gene Ontology annotation, molecular function: G protein-coupled receptor activity. The transcript has 6 exons. Bases 1 to 2499 code for a protein of 832 amino acids. Gene Ontology annotation, cellular component: plasma membrane. NCBI's taxonomy places the organism in Eukaryota, Metazoa, Chordata, Actinopteri, Clupeiformes, Engraulidae.